Molecule: messenger RNA, 516 nt
Organism: Aspergillus piperis CBS 112811
Lineage: Eukaryota; Fungi; Ascomycota; Eurotiomycetes; Eurotiales; Aspergillaceae
Product: P-loop containing nucleoside triphosphate hydrolase protein
Exons: 2
Biological process (GO): transmembrane transport
Cellular component (GO): membrane
Molecular function (GO): ATP hydrolysis activity; ATPase-coupled transmembrane transporter activity; ATP binding
Source: RefSeq, a predicted model, not a curated record
GACAUCAUCAAUGUCUCUUCACAGGAUAUCCUCAAGCAUCUGAGCGUCGUGCCCCAAGACCCUUGCUUUCUGCCCGGAACCAUCCGGCUCAACAUCGAUCCUGAUGAGACACUGUCGGAGUCCGCCCUGGAAGGCGUCCUCGAAGCCACCCAUUUGUCUGCUAUUGUUCAGAAGAUGGGCGGACUGGACGCUGAUAUAAAGCCGGAAUUAUGGUCGGCCGGGCAAGGGCAGUUGCUGGCACUUGCGCGCAGUAUGGCGAGGAAGAGCGUGGUUCUAAUCCUUGAUGAAGCCAUGAGUCGAGUCGAUCAUUCUACCCAAUCGCUCAUGGAAGGCAUCGUUGCUAGUCAUUUCAACCAUUGUACCGUUCUUUCAAUCGUGCACCGAUACGAGAACAUAUUCGCCUACGAUAAGGUUGCGCUCUUCGAAGAUGGGGCACUUAAGGAAUUUGACAGGCCUGAAUCAUUGCUAUCGAAAGAGACCAGAUUCCGGGCUCUGUACACUUCGAGCCACAAUUGA